AUGGGGAAAGCCCCCGCCGCGAUCGUUAUUGCGAGACAUGGUGCCCGUCUGGAUGCUGCCGAUAAGAACUGGCAUCUGACGUCUCCAACCCCGUACGACCCUCCGCUUUCGUAUGGCGGCUGGCUUCAGUCCCGUGCUUUGGGCGCCCGUAUUGCCAAUGUUUUACAGUCCCUGGAUAACGAUAUCCUCCCCGAGGGAACAGAUGUCGAGACGUUGCCGUCGUUUCGCCCACGAACUUCCAAGCGAAAGCGCCGAAUCAUUAUCCAUUCCUCCCCAUACCUUCGGUGUCUACAGACCUCUAUCGCCGUAAGUUCCGGGAUCAGCCAGCACUAUCCUGAUAGCACGGGAACAGGCUCGGGUUGGAAUCAGCCCAAUGGGUUUCUAUCCGCCCCCGUCAUGCCGUCGGCAAAGGAGCCGACCACUGGCACGGUGUCCAGCACCCCUGCUGUUCCCGGUGAUCAGCGAUGUCUUCUGCGUGUCGACGCUUUUCUUGGCGAAUGGCUAUGCCCAGACUAUUUCGAGGAGAUCACCCCGCCCCCUAAGUCAGAAAGGCUGAUCGCCGCCGCCAAGGCCGAACUAUUACGACGGGACAGCAUCGUGCCCGAAGCCGAUACCAAACCCCCUACGGGCUUUUUCCCAGGUGGCUGGGGUAGUCUUGACAACAAACCUCUGUCUCCCCCUAUCGAAGAGGAAGAUCGCAAGGCUUAUUCCUUGUACACGUCAAAUGAGCGUCGGGAAGGGCAGCGAAAUCGGGCCGGCAGUUGUGAUACCCUGCGGUCCGCAGACACCCCACGCACCCGGAGGUUGCUCAGCAAAAUUAACACCAACCUCCCGCCCAUCCCCGAUGGCGCGUACAUGCCCCCGACGCCGAGCUAUGCCAUCUCGCCGUCCGGCCCGAUUCCGACCGGUUAUGUCACCCACGCUCGGGAUGCUUGUGUGAGGAUCGACUAUCCGUGGGAUAGCAUGCGAGACCCACCGAAUUGGGGAAAUGGUGGUGAGUACGGCGAAGAGUGGAGCACGAUGCACACGCGGUUUCAUAACGGACUGGAGCGGAUGGUUGGCUGGUAUCAGGAGCACGAUGCAUCACUUCCCUUCAAUCGGCGUCGGCGUCAUUCGCAAUUAUCCUUGUCUGAGAGCGCGGAGGAGUCGAAGAUACCUGACGAUGAGGACGAGGCUAUCGACACGAUCCUGGUGAUCGUCACUCAUGGGGCAGGCUGUAAUGCGCUCAUCGGAGCGAUCACUGGCGAGCCCGCCCUCGUGGACAUCAAUACCGCGUCCCUCACUUUAGCAGUCCAGAAGAGCCGUGUGGCUGUCUCAGAGAAAGUGGACGCGAUCGGCGGACCCGUCGUGCCGUAUCGUUCCGGAAACAAGCCCGUGGGGCUCCGUGAUUACAAGCUACAGCUGGUGGCUUCGACCGACCAUUUACGACCGGUCACGAACUUGUCGACGUCCGUCCUCCCGUCGCCCAGUAGUCUAACUUCUCCAUCAUCGACGUACCGCCCACGAUUCACGACCCGCCCGCCGUUACAGGGUGGGUUCGUGAUCGGUCCCUCUGCUGUGUCCGGACCGGGCACCGGUUCGUGGUCAUUCUCGCGACCUUCCACCGUUCCUCGCAGUGCUGGCGGCCUUUGGGGCUCCAACUCCAUCUCCGGCGGGGAUGCGGCGGACGAUAUUAUUCCCAAUUUCGGUGAUCCCUGGUCGGGUUCUAAUGGGACUAGCGAAAAUGACCACCACUCCAGCAAGAAGCCGGAGGAGUCGUCAGAUUGGACGCCACAGUUGCCCCAGAGGACGCUGUCCCAACGAGGUCUAUGGGGCAGUGGGCCUUCGAAGGAGCCCCAUGUCAAGCGGCGCUGGACGGUGACUGAACGGCGCGUUUAA
Molecule: messenger RNA, 1878 nt
Organism: Aspergillus pseudonomiae
Lineage: Eukaryota; Fungi; Ascomycota; Eurotiomycetes; Eurotiales; Aspergillaceae
Exons: 2
Coding region: 1-1878 (625 amino acids)
Source: RefSeq, a predicted model, not a curated record